Molecule: messenger RNA, 249 nt
Organism: Dentiscutata heterogama
Lineage: Eukaryota; Fungi; Glomeromycota; Glomeromycetes; Diversisporales; Gigasporaceae
Source: the annotation of a GenBank genome assembly
AUGGCCGGUGAGAGUUUUAGUCAAAAAACAUUAUAUUACACUGGAAUUACAAUAAGAGAAGAAAUAAAAGAUCUGGAAGACAUUUUAAAUGAUUUAUUUCGUUGUAAAGUAACGUGCAAAAAUACAGAGAUAGACAUGGUACAAUUGAGCUAUUUUCUCCGCUUCCAUAAUUUGAUGGUACACUUUGGCUCGACUGUUGAGAGUGAACCGGUCCUGGAACAGAGCCAGUUUAGUGGAAACCUUGUCUAG